AUGCCUCAACUUGACCCAGCACCUUGAUUUGCCACUUUACUACUAUCGUGGCUUGUGUUCCUAACAAUUAUUCCACCUAAAAUUAUAUCACACCAAUUCCCAAAUGAAUUUAGCCCCCAAGGGACAAAAAAACCUCAAACAGAAUCCUGAACCUGACCAUGAUAUUAA
Chelmon rostratus (copperband butterflyfish) is the source of this 168-nucleotide messenger RNA. The record is from the annotation of a RefSeq genome assembly. Lineage: Eukaryota; Metazoa; Chordata; Actinopteri; Chaetodontiformes; Chaetodontidae.